UGUGUAUGGUUGCUUUGUCAAAGAAGAGAGAGAAAGAGAUUGUUGGAUUUUGGAGGAGAGAGAGAGAGAACAGCGAUGGCGAGGCGAGUCGAGACUCGGAACGAGUCGGGAUUGACUCGGGCGGUCGGGGCGGUCUUUACGUUUGUGAGAUACGCUGAGUUUGAGAUCUUCUUCUUUCUUUUCUUCUUGAUCGCUUAUCUUCUCUUCAAAGACAUCACAUCAAGGCCUGAAUACAAUCAAAUCUUUGUAAAGAAGCCUGGUGGACCAGAAUUUUGGCCAUUUAAGGAGUAUUGAAGAUUGGUCAGGUUGGAUGUGUUCAUCCAUAGAGGUCUCCUUAGCACACCUUGUGAUGAUUUUGCAGAUUUUUUUUUUUUCAUGUUUGUAUCUUUAUGUAACUUUGUAGGGAAAACAGGUGAAACUACCACAUAAUUUGUAUAAUUUUCAAUUCCAGUUUGUUAUACAGCAAAUUCAAGUAAAAAGGUUUGCAACA
This is a messenger RNA of Gastrolobium bilobum, 490 nucleotides long. RefSeq lists its product as uncharacterized. Bases 76 to 294 code for a protein of 72 amino acids. NCBI's taxonomy places the organism in Eukaryota, Viridiplantae, Streptophyta, Magnoliopsida, Fabales, Fabaceae. The transcript is spliced from 2 exons. The record is from RefSeq and is a predicted model, not a curated record.